AUGAUCUCAAGUUACGGGGGCGUCCGACGCAGCAAAGCGACGGCUAGCCCGACACAUCAGCGACAAGCCAGUCCUGUACAUGCGGUUUCUACUUCAACAACUACAGCUGCAGCAACAGAGCAGGCUCCCGCUGCGAGCGAAGACGAGGAUGAAAUUGAUGCCGGUAUGAUCUCGAGCUACGGUGGUGUCAGGCGAAGCAAGGCAACGGCACCAGGAACAAAGACAGGAGCGUCCACAAAAGUACGAGAAACAACUAUCGUCCCAGCAGCUCAACAAGCCCCUCUCGAGUCCGACGAAGAGGACAUCGACUUUGGAAUGAUUUCCAGCUAUGGCGGAGUCAGAAGGAGCAAAGCCAGCGCCGUCGGUACUUCCCCUACAACAGGUGCAGCCGAAGGUGGAACCGCAGUGGGGGCGGAAGACGGCUCAACUGCAGGGGAGAGCAAAGUAGCGGAGCACGUCGUGCCCGCUCCAGUUAGUGACGAUGAUGAAGGGGACGACUUGGACGCGGGCAUGAUCUCCAGUUACGGUGGUGUCAGGCGCAGUAAGACAACGGAACAGCCUGUUCUGCAAAAGUCCACGGCUCCUCCGACAGUAGUUUCAGCUGAAGACAAGGAGGCAGGUGGUCAACCUGCAGAACAAGUGGCAGCACAAAAUGAAGCUAAUGUCGAAACUACACAACAAGAAGUUCCAGUAGAAGAAGACGAAGAGGAUCUGGAUGCCGGUAUGAUUUCCAGCUACGCUGGGGUCAAACGGUCCAAGGCUGGUGCCACUGCUUAAGCCUCGUAGGUACAAGAACUCGGGCGAACAUUGCCUGCUUGGCGUGCAACGACACUCGCAAAACUACGAGCAUUUCAUGCACUUCCUAUCAAGUGACGACCCAUUUUCUUUUUGUUUAUUAUAUGUUAGUUCCCCAUUCAUUGUGUUUCUAUCUUCUAGAUUUUAUUUGCGAUAUCUGCUGCAUUUUCGGUAGUAAACCAGCAAGUGCAAGGAAAGGUCCCCCCUUUCAUCGAGACAACGACAAGGUUAAAGAAAGAUUUCCAUCCGAAAGAAGUUUUUAGAUUGUCUUCUAUCGAUCAACGAACUACGUUGUCAGACAGUAUGUGUUGCGUCUAGUCCCACCUCAUAAAAAUUUUGUACGGAAUUUCAGAUGGAUACAGAGCAUUGCUGCACACACCUGCGAGCUCGUCUUUCGUCCCUCUUGGCUUGUUGUGCA
This is a messenger RNA of Amoebophrya sp. A120, 1213 nucleotides long. Lineage: Eukaryota; Dinophyceae; Syndiniales; Amoebophryaceae. The record is from the annotation of a GenBank genome assembly.